Molecule: messenger RNA, 4050 nt
Organism: Copidosoma floridanum
Lineage: Eukaryota; Metazoa; Arthropoda; Insecta; Hymenoptera; Encyrtidae
Cellular component (GO): membrane
Source: RefSeq, a predicted model, not a curated record
AUGGCAUUUUUUCAACUAAUGCUCAAAGCCAACAAACUCCAAAGAGUAAGGCGCACGUACCACGAUGAGAAACUGCGCUCGAUCGAAGUAUCAAAGGGCGAGAAGCCGCGCUACACGUUGGGUCAAAAAAUACGCCACCAGAGAGUCCUGUUGAGACGCAACGUACGGAGGGUGGUGAGAAAACUGGCUUGCUGCCCGGAAAGCUCGUGGGUGUAUCAGAAGGCGGUUCUACUGCGAACCGAGGGUACAGUGGAAAACUACGUAUUCAAGAGCAUUUUCGGCUUUCUCGGCGGGGUCGUCCUCACCUACGUCUUCUUCGUCUUCUUCGUCUUCCAGCUCCACUUGUCCCUUACCAUAGCCACUCUCCUGUGCUCCCUCCUCGGUUUACUGUUCACCAUCGGCUUAGCCUUUUUCCCCUACGUAAGGUGCAUUAUCCUCCUCUUCUUGCCGCAGUUCUUCUCGAAACGCGGGCGCCAGGCUCUGAUGGCCUACGCCUUCAUCUUGACCCUCGCUGGUCCAGCGAGAAAUACCCUGCACAACUUGGGCGCCCUCUCCGAGUCGCUGGCCUGUGUACAGGAGCAGUUGAAGGACGCCGUGAGGUCCGUGAUUGAGCUGGUGAAGCACCCGUUCUACGCCCUCAGGCAGUCCCUCGUCCAGAUCGUCAGGUCGAUCAAGGCAGUCGCGAGAAAGAUUAGGCGGAUGCUGGUGGCGACGAAGAGACUCGUCAUGAGCAUUCUGCAGGUGAUCGAGUCGGCGUUCGAGUGGUUGGCCAGCGUGGUCUCGCUGUGCAACAAGGAGUUCGGCACGCCGUACGAGAGGUGCCAGGCCAUGUUCCAGAGGGCCCUCGAAGACUGCCGGUGGCGUCUGGGGGACAAUUUCGGCAAGAUGUGCGUCGUUACUGGCGCCGCGCGGGUCGUCUGUCUGCCCCUGAAACCCCUCGAUGUCAUCUGCGGCCUCGUCUCUUACGUGUCCGACGCCAUUGUCGCCGAGGUCAAGCAAAAGUUGAGGGCCUUCAGCCGGGGUAUGAGGGCCAUGUUCUUUGUGAGGAUCAGGUUCAAGCACGAGUACCACAUGGAGACAAACAAAAGCCGUAACCUCGGGGAAAUAUCCGCCGAAAUAUCGUCCGAAAUCAAGUCAAGGACUCGCCGUUUUCUAGGGAUCUUCGGCUGGGCCGGUUUACUUGCCUGCUUCUUCUUCUUUUUCCUCGUGUUGCGAGUCAUUCACUACCGAUACAAGUGGCUGACGAGUGAUCGUUUCGACAACCACUACCUGACCGGCCACAUGCGUGACAUUGACCUGAGGCGCGCGCGCCAAGACAAAGAGACCUUGUUUCCCCUAAACUGGCGAGAACGCGCCAAGUACAUAAAACCGACUUCCAUCCUGUUGGCCCGAUCUGAGAGAACGAGGCUGGCCAAAUCGGCAGUGUUCUUGGCGCUAGCCUGCGUCAAGCUCGCGGUCUACUUGGCCAUAGAUUACUGCCUCUUCUGGACCCUCGACACAAUCAGGUACCACGGCAAGAUGAGCCUGCUCCGGCCGCGAGAGCGCCAGCGCCAAGCUUUCGCGGCAUCCUCCGUCCAGGUCAAGGGCACCGGCUUCCUGGCCGAGCUGUUCCGUGGCAUCGCCGGGGCGUUUUCACCCUACGGUCGCGCCAACACCCAAGUGGAGGACUCCGCUUGCCUGCCCGAGCCCAGACCUCCCGACUACGACGGGUACGCCCGAAUAGCCACCGUGGCUCUUCUCUGCUGGGUCAUGGCGUUCUUUGAGCCCUACGGACUGAGGUUGCGCCACGCGGUGCUCAGCCAGUACUACCCCGACAGGGCGAAGCAGCGCGCCGUCUGGCUGUACAACCGGAUCCUCAGGUCCCGCGGCUCUUUCCUCAAAUUUGCCAGGCGGCAGCUGCGUCGCAAACUUGGCACUGCCUUUCACGCCGAUGUCGUGGGUAUCGAGCAGGUGACCCUGCGGGAACGGCUUCGGGCUGUUUUUCCCUUCCUGGACAAGUUGCUGGGCCCACCGCGAUCGGGUGGACGUGCUUGUGUACUUUGCGGCCAGCCCGAGCGGUCGUCCUUGGCACCCCACGUGGCUUGCCCUACCCCUGGGUGCGCGGGUCUCUACUGUCCCCAGUGUUUCCAGGACCUGGGCAAGCUCUGCACGGUAUGCCUAUCGCCCCUGGACUACGGGGACCUCACGGACAUCAGCGAGGAAAAAGACUCCUCCGAGGAGGAAUUGGACAUGUCACAUCUGAAGAAAAAAAUGGAAGCGCUGAGGGCCAAGGCUAAGGAGGGAAAAGUUGAAGGAGAAAAGGAAAUCACAAAAGAAGAAGCCAAAAAGAAAGAUGAACCCGUGGCUGAUGGUUCGGAUGAUGAGUCAUCGAAAUACAGCUACAGUUACCAAGACGAAUCAGCAGACGAAAGCGUGUCACUGCCUUACAGAUCUCCUUUUCGAGACGUCGAAGCUCAACAGAUUCGCGAUGACGUGACAAUGCAGAUUUUUAGCGAACCUUCAUGCGAGGAGGAAUCGUCAAACGGCAGAGUUCGGAUGUUCUGUUUUGGUCUUGGUAGGAAAAGAAAACGGAAAAAGCGUUCGGUCCAGGGAGAAGAUGAAAAGUCGGACUCUACGUCUGUUGCCGAUACAGAGUCUUGGACUACGGAAGAAGUCGAAGAUGAAGAAGAGGAAGGAGUCUUGGAGAUCGAAAUCGAGGACUUUGACGAGCAAAAGCAUUCUGACGACGAGCUGUUGCCUAAAACUUGUGGCAAAAAAAGACGGCACAAAAAAAGAAACAAACUCAUGCAUCUGUUUUCUUCAUUAGGAAAGGUUUUUUCUUUUAAGAAGGUAAAACAAAAAAAGGCAAAAAGUUUUUGGUACAAGAAUCGAAAAGAUUCCAUUAACGCCUGCUACGACACGGAACACUCGUCCUCCUCGAUUUUGUCCAACACAUGUGAUGAAAAUCUUGAUCUCUUACCUUUGCAAAGAAUUGAAAAAAGAGAUAAGUCUACUUUGAGAAAGAGAAACAGUGGCGGCGCUUACCGUUAUCCACAUGAAGUCAAGUUUGAAAUAAAAGAAUUACCAAAGCACUUACAGUCGGUGUGUGAAGAAGUGAAGUACUUUGAGGUUGACGAGAGUAGUAACUCCUGGUAUUCUCCGCGGGAAAAGAUUCGAUGUCAGGUUGACAACAGCACGCUCACCGACUCGGGAUCGUCCGUUGACAGUGAUUCCUCUCGCGAAAGACUGAGUUCGUCCAGCAACGCUGAUAAUGAUUCAUAUAUUUACACGUCCGAUAAUAACGAAAAAUGUUACGAGACCCACAGUUCGAGUUCGGACACUUUUUUACCGUCAGAGGUACUGGAGUUAUCUGAAAAUUCAAGUGACUUUUUGGAAGACAAGAAGACAGUUUGGUUUGAUAACGACAAAGUGUCUAAUAAGCUUGGAGAGGACAAGAUAGAUGAGGAUAGCAAUGAAAAAGGUACACAAUGCAGUAAGAAAAUCAUUGACCGGAGAAAAAAGUUUCACAAUUCGUGGCGUAAUCGAGAAAAAAUAAAAACAGACCGAAACGAACGAGACAGCAAAACAUCUCGGGACUGUAAGAUAUUAAGGGACAAAACGGAUGAUUUGAAAAAGGACAAGGUAGAGAAAGAGACUGCAAAUGCAAAAAAGAAGAUGUCGUCUGAUUACGAUAACGACAGCAUCGUCGAAAAAAUCGACAAAUCAAUCGGUGUUCAGGAAGCAGAUAUAGAAAAAAGUUUAAGGGGAGCUGACGAGAAGACCUUCACGAUAAGACGCGUUUCCGAAUUAUUCCAUAUGCCUGCCCAUCCAAGUACCAAGGUGAUAGACACUAUCAUCAGUCAGAGAUAUGUCUGGCCCUUGAUGCAUCGUGAUAUUAAGGCCUGGUGCAAGUCCUGUAUAGACUGUCAGAUUUCUAAGGUCUCCCGGCAUGUUACAAAUAACCCCGCCCAGUUCAUUGCUUCUGAGGAUCAUCCAGCUACAAGAGAUCAAGGAACUUACGUUCGUCUAAAGACUCUGAAGUUCAAGAGAGUAGAAACCAAUAGUAAAUGA